AUGAUCAGUGCUUCCACGUCUAGUGGCCUGCGAACGGCCUUCUCCUACUGCGUACAGCAAGUACGAAAUUAUGACUACCAUCACUAUCUUUGCCUUCUUGAACUUCCGCCCAACAUGAGGAAGGCUGCUUUUGCACUCCGUGCUUUUAAUGUUGAAACGUCCAGAGCUAUGGAUGUUGCUUCCAAUCCUAAAAUAGGUCUUAUGCGCCUUCUAUGGUGGAAAGAAGCAAUUGACCAGAUAUUUUCGAAUAAAUUAAUCGAGCAUCCUGUAACUCGGGCACUUGCAUCUUUGGAACGUUAUGCUGAGGACACUGCGUCGACUAUCCUGUACUCGACACUUCAGUCAGGUGGUAUUACAUCUACCGUAGCAGAUCAUGCUGCGUUGCAUAUUGGCAAGGCCAGUGGCCUCUUAUUGCUCCUCAAGUCUCUAUCAUACCAUGCUAGCAAAAACUGUCAUUUUCCUUACAUACCUAUUGAGGUGGCAGAAAAACAUGGGUUGUUGGUAAAUCAUGGUGGACAGCGGGAAAUUCGUGUGGAUUCUCGUGAGAGUCUAUGCAAUGCAGUAUUUGAAAUGGCGUCCGUAGCUAAUGCUCAUUUGCAGAAAGCUCGGGAAUUAAGUGGAACAGCUCCAACUGAAGCUCGUCCAGUGCUGUUGCCGGCUGUGACUGCUGAAGUUAUUCUGGACACAUUAAGUCGUGUUCAGUUUGACGUGUUUGAUCCGAGGUUGAAACGAGGAAUUUUAGGGACUCCUCCUUUGUGGUUCCAGUUGAAACUGAAGUGGUAUUCGUGGAGAGGAAAAUACUGA
This is a messenger RNA of Fraxinus pennsylvanica, 804 nucleotides long. NCBI's taxonomy places the organism in Eukaryota, Viridiplantae, Streptophyta, Magnoliopsida, Lamiales, Oleaceae. The record is from the annotation of a GenBank genome assembly.